AUGUGAUGAGCUCACGGUGCAUUCUAGUUCAAGAGCCCGAAGGUGUGAUGAAGUCUACGCUAGCCAUUUUGUUGGUCACCGUCGCAGCCCUCGUCGUGGCACAGCAGAAUGCACCCUACCAGAAGCCGGCAUCUUCCAAACCAUCGGCCGCUGCUAACCCCGCGUUGGAACAGCGUACAGUCGCACAGCAGAACCAGGCCCUGAACGUGUCCUUCGCCCAAGCCUUCGCGGAAGACACGCCGGAAGAGUUUCAUCUGAUGGUGGUGGAGCUGUACGUGCGGUGCCAGGCAGAGUUGGACAACUGUGCGGAUCUCCUGUGGGAAACCCAUCUGCUGCGUGAAUAUCGAAAGUGUGCCCUCACCCAGCGGCGAUUUUGCACGCAAGAGAUUCAAGAGCUGCAAUCGAUGCUGGAGGCACUAGUCGCUGCAGGUGAUGAACAGGUGUCGUUGACCCCCGAGGAGGAGGAAGUUUUACGCGCUCUAUACUAGUGGCAGUUCCCCAUGAAUCCUUUUGAAUCUAAACAUUAGGUAUCAAAAUUUGAUAACAUUCAUGAGCAUAAGGUUUCAUCAAAAAUAGUAACGAGCCGCAGAACCUGGACUCUGACUAACUCCAAUUAAUGGAAAUAAUCUGCACAAAAGCACAAUCGUUUUGGAAAAUAACAAACAAUAAAAUAUUUAAAGGUAGAAAACCUACAGCAAACUAAAAGCAAAAAAUCCUACAGUAAACUAAAUUGAUUGCAACAUCAUCAACAUAACUGUACGCCGUCAAUUGAAAGUUCACAGCAAAAGUAAAGAUACGAAUACCAGGCGAAAAAGGAGGAAUUAAAAUUAACUCUUAUUAAAUGUUGUUAACUGAAACGGUACUUCAAAUUUUAAAACCAUAGAAAAGAAAUCAAUAAAAACUAGCU
Messenger RNA from Anopheles coustani, 907 nucleotides. RefSeq lists its product as uncharacterized. The transcript has 2 exons. Lineage: Eukaryota; Metazoa; Arthropoda; Insecta; Diptera; Culicidae. The coding region runs from base 6 to 488 and encodes 160 amino acids. The record is from RefSeq and is a predicted model, not a curated record.